This is a messenger RNA of Morchella importuna, 600 nucleotides long. RefSeq lists its product as uncharacterized. The record is from RefSeq and is a predicted model, not a curated record. The coding region runs from base 1 to 600 and encodes 199 amino acids. The transcript has a single exon. Lineage: Eukaryota; Fungi; Ascomycota; Pezizomycetes; Pezizales; Morchellaceae.
AUGACUUCGAACGAUCUAUCUCAAGAUUAUAGCCACCUUGAUCUAGCGCAUCUCGAUAAUCAUAUCCAGAAAGUGGAUGAAAGAACUCGAUCGUUCAAACACAGAUUGGAAAAAUACAGCUUUUUUGUGAUCGGAAAACAGCGGGCCACCACCUCCUCUCUACCUUCACGUCCAGAGCACUACAUCAUCACUUCCGAUACCGAUACCGCGUUUGUAGGAGAGGACCGCCUGGUUGGUGGAGACAGCACUCCUAUCCGUCGUCGAAUCAUUUUCACCAGCGAAAUGUCUAUCAACGCCCAAAAUUUAAUGUUUUUGGUCCAGAAAUCACUCAAGUCUAUAACCAACCAAAUGGAGUCUCUGAAACUCAAGUUUGGGGAUGCCUUCUGUGGGUGUGCUCAAUUCGAUAGGGACACAGGCGAUGAACUCGAGAUGUUGUGUGAUUGGCUGAAAAGGGUUGAGCGUAGGAUCGAGAUUCUUCAGGAAGAUGUAGACAGAAUCACAGCUAUGGAGAAUGACGGAUGGGAAAUCGGGGUUACCUUGACUACCACGGAAGGAUGGGACUUCAUUAUGAGAGCUCAUCAGUGGAGGUAUGAUGGGUAG